Boleophthalmus pectinirostris (great blue-spotted mudskipper) is the source of this 1715-nucleotide messenger RNA. RefSeq names its product HIRA interacting protein 3 (gene hirip3). Lineage: Eukaryota; Metazoa; Chordata; Actinopteri; Gobiiformes; Gobiidae. Gene Ontology annotation, cellular component: nucleus. The record is from RefSeq and is a predicted model, not a curated record.
GUGCCCCGGCAGAGACGCGCCAAAUAAACAAACGUGCCUCAAAAUGACGGUGACCGAGGAGGAGUCCCAAAACAUUCGUAAAUUUGUGUGUUCCCAGCUCCGGGGUGAACCAGAUCUCAGUACUUUGACUAUAGGAGUGUUAAAGCAGCGGUAUUUGGCCCAUGUUUCCUCUGAUUCCUUGAGCUCGGAGGCUAAGCAGUUGCUGAAGGAGAUAGUGAAGGAGGAGCUGGCCAAAAUGCAGGACAAUGAAAACAGCCCUGAGAAGAGUGAGACCAAGACUGCCUCUAAAAGGAAAAGGGAACAUGGGAGUGAGGAGAGUGAAAGUGAAGCAGAUGAUACAUCCAGAGCCAAGAAAUCACGUCAACAGUCACGAUCCUCAUCUGAAUCUGAAGAUAUAAACAGCAAUGCAGCCAGUGACAGUUCUGAGGAUGAUUCUAAGAAAGAAAAGGCUACUGUAAAACAAAAGAAAAAAAAGACGGUGAGCAGUAAGGAUUCUGAUGAUGAAGAGCCAACUGAAUCCCCAAAGAAGAAAAACAGUGCAAAAUCAAAAAGAAAGAAACCUGACGGGAAAAAGAAAGGAUCAGGUAAACAACAGCAUGUCAGCAGUGAUGAGGAGGAAGAACAUAAUGGCCACCAAAACAAGAACUCAAACAAAAAAUCAAAAGUUACAGAAAAGGUUGCAUGCAGUGAUGAAAGCGAUGACCAAAUGGAAGCUGAAACUGCGAAGGAAAAAGGUUUAAAAAAUGAAAGCAGUGACGACUCAGAGAAACGGGAAAGUAAUUCAUCUGAUUCGGAGAGCGAAAAGAAAACUACGCAAAGUACAAAGAUCAGUAAAGAACAAGAUGACGUAAGCAGCAAUAGUUCUGAAGAUGAGGAAGAAAAACAAAGCAAAAGAGCAAAACCUCAAAGCGACAGUGAAGAUGGCUCUGGCUCCGAUCAUUCUGUUAAAAAGGAUAAAAAAGAUAAAUCGUCAGGUGAAAGUAAUAAAGAGAAUGGAUCGAGGAAAGUUGAGGAGCCAGACUCUGAUUCCUCUUCACUCCCCUCUUUGGAAGACGAAACUGACAAUAAAGAAAAAAAGGGAAAGCCUGAGGUGGCCAAGAAAAAGGGCGAAAAGAAGGGAGAGAAAAAAGAGAAGAGAUCAACAGGUGAAAAGGAGGAGCACAAAUCUGUGGUUAGGCUCAAACGCUACAUCGGCCUGUGUGGUGUCAGAAGGAAUUAUAAGAAAAUGCUUGAAAACUGCCGCUCUGUUCGAUCCAUGGUGGAGAGAUUAAACAAAGAGCUGGAAGAUCUUGGAGUAAAAGGCAAGCCUACGAUAGAAAAGUGUAAAAAGGUUCGAAAGAAAAGGGAGAGGGCCCAGGAACUGUCCGAGCUUGAUACCAGCAACAUAAUAACAUCACAAGGUCGACCCAAACGACGCGCUACUUUACCCUGGCAUGAACAGAAAGAGCCUCCAACUUCUUCUUUUCAGCGCACACUGGACUCUGGGUCUGACAGUGACCAGCAACAGUCGCACAAAGGUUCUAGAAAAACAGACUGGAAUAACCUCCAAGGAAUUAUUAGUGACGACGGAGAGAGCGACUAAAAGGAACAAUACACAAACUAAUAAAAUAUUGUAUUGGUAAUGUUUAAAUAUGUAUACUUUUGUAUAUUUUCUAUGUUACAAUGUUUUUAAGACCACUUUGUCAUUUAAAUAAACUGUUUUUGUGUUUCAUGUA